AUGGCGGGAUCUGAUGAGCAGCUCGACGCCCUCAUGGACGACCUCGAGGCGCAGGAGGACAGGAACGACGGCGGCGCCAAGCUCGACGACGGCGACAUCGAGGGGCAGGAGGGCGGCGGCGCCAAGCUCGACGACGGCGACAUCGAGGGCCAGGAGGGCGGCGGCGCCAAGCUCGACGACGGCGACGUCGAGGAGCAGGAGGCUGGCGGCGCCAAGCUCGACGACGGCGACAUCGAGGGGCAGGAGGGCGGCGGCGCCAAGCUCGACGACGGCGACGUCGAGGAGCAGGAGGCUGGCGGCGCCAAGCUCGACGACGGCGACGUUGAGGAGCAGGAGGCAGGCGGCGCCAAGCUCGACGACGGCGACAACCAGGAGCAGGAGGCAGGCGGCGCCAAGCUCGACGACGACGGCGACAACAAGGAGCAGGAGGCAGGCGGCGCCGGUGCCUGCGAAGACGAGUUCGCGAAGCUCUUGAUGGCGCCGAUCACGUCGACUGGGGACUUGGACGGGGGCCCCGCGCAGGAAGAGGAGAUGCUCGAGGCCUUGAUGGACGGUUCCGCCGACGCCAAGGACGGCGACAAGGGUCUCGCCGCGAAGGAGGACAUCGAGGAAGUCAAUGAUGAUGGAGAAUCCGAAUUGGCCGACAGCUGCCGCUUCAACUGGAGCGCCACCUUGCACGCGGGCGACCACCGCGGCAUCGACGAGCCCAAGGGUGGUUUGCAGGAAGAGCUGGAGCUCAUGGAUGCCAUUCUCGAGAAGAAUGCCCCCACGUGCGGCGCGCCCCUCAAGAAGAGCAACAAGAAGAAGAAGAAGAAGGGCGAGCUCAAGGGUGGCGCUUCUUUCGGCACGGGCAAGAAGAAGAGCAAGCGCGCUGGGGGGGCCGAGGGCGGCGACGCCGCAGGGCCCAGGGCCGCUGCAGAUGACAAGUGGGAUGAGGCCUGGGAGCAGUGGGGCGACGACUGGGACAACUGGGAGGGCGAGGAGGGCCUGGGCGACUCCACGCCACCGAAGCUGAAGAAGGUCAAGGCGGUCAAGAAGAAGAAAGACAUCGACGAGGAGAAGGUCACGGAGGAGCCAGCCGAGCAGGAGUUGCCGACCAUCAAGGCCAAGAGGAAGGCAUGGAAUGACAUCGCAGAGUUUGCGGACGCGGUGAACAGGGUGGCCGCCGCGGACGUGGAGACUUGGGAGAACGGCCCCGAGUUGUCCGAGAAGGUGCUGGUCUCGUUGGCGAUGCUGCCGCCGGAGGCCACCCCGCCGUACAAGCUGAACACCAACCAGAAGAACUACAGAGUCGACCUCGGCAACGGCGGCAAGGUGGAGGUGCAGUUGUAUCAUCGCCUGUUCAGGGUCAUCGAGCUGGCCAACGACAGGGACCUGCAGAGCUGCAGCAGGUUGAACUUCACGUGGUUGUCGUUCGACUCGGUGGCAGAGGCAUGGAGCGCGAUCGUUUCGACUGUCGAGGGGUGCGACUCGAGCUAG
This is a messenger RNA of Prorocentrum cordatum, 1479 nucleotides long. The record is from the annotation of a GenBank genome assembly. Lineage: Eukaryota; Dinophyceae; Prorocentrales; Prorocentraceae.